Salvia hispanica is the source of this 835-nucleotide messenger RNA. NCBI's taxonomy places the organism in Eukaryota, Viridiplantae, Streptophyta, Magnoliopsida, Lamiales, Lamiaceae. The record is from RefSeq and is a predicted model, not a curated record.
UGGGACCGACAUUUUCUCAUUUCCAGCAUCCCACCUCAUGACUAUGAUGCCGGAACUGUUGGUACCCAAGUGUCGAUAGAUCAGAAUCAGAUGGUGAAAUCUCCGCCCUCUGCCGCAGCCUGCCGCCGGACCUCUAGCGCUGCUCCAAAUUUGAAAUCGUGGCAGGCUGCGUGUGGCGCUGCCAGACAAUCGCUCUCUCUCCCAAACCCGAUGAAGAGAUGAAAUUCAUCGGCAUCAUGGAUAACCGAAAGAAUAUAAAGCCGCCGCUUCCGGUGGGAUACUUCGGCAACGAUUUGAAAUUGUUGGUGGCGGUGACGACUGCGGGUGAGCUGUCAAAGAAUCCACUGCACUACGCGGUGGAGUUGGUGAGGAACACAAAACACGUAGUAGAGACUGCUGGUGAGCAGUCAAACUCAGCGGAUCUGAUGGUGAUAAGAGAUCCGCUGAGUUUGACAGCAGGGAACACUUAUAUUGUGUCGAAUAUAACGCACAUGGGUGCAGAACUAAUGGAUGUUGGGUGGGGCCCGGCGGUCUACGGUGGGGUGCGUAAAGGAGUUAAAUGGUUGACUGGUAAUACUCAAAUAGCUUGGUACUCAUGGUUUAAGGAUGGUAUCGCGGUUCCGGCUUGCCUACCUCUCAAAUCCAUGAAAGUCUUCGAGAAGCAUCUCCAGCUCAUGAUCACUACCGCACCAACGCUUAUUUUUGAGUUUUCUUUGUCGGUUAUUUCCUGGAUCGCAAAAUAAAAGUGAAACCGCAUAGGUCAUAAAUAAGUCUAUAAAUAUGUACUCUUUGUUUAUGGGUAAAUGAAUAGAAAUUUCGAAAUUAUAGACUCGAA